Mesocestoides corti is the source of this 2478-nucleotide messenger RNA. Lineage: Eukaryota; Metazoa; Platyhelminthes; Cestoda; Cyclophyllidea; Mesocestoididae. The record is from the annotation of a GenBank genome assembly.
AUGGAUCAGCCAGUAUGUCUCAUUUUUAAUUAUACUUACAAUAAGUUGGCUAAAGACACCAAGGUGGCAACCAAUGUAGCUGACGAAUUGGUGAAUAGCACGCCCUCUCAACCAUUGCUAGGUCCAUUGUUCCGCUCUCCCCCGGAUAUUUCUACAGAUGUUUCAUUGAACGACCGCAUUUUAAUGUUUUCUGAAACGCUUAAAAAGGAGCGAAGGGCAACAAUGGAACAGCUUUUUUCACGGCUUAAGCUUCUUAGGAGUAUUUUAGCCAAGAAAACAGCACUCAAUAUACCAAUUACUGAACGCGAAGCCAAGUGUCUUAGUCGUUUGUCUAAUUUACACGUUGAUGCCGACGCUCUUUAUACGAAAUCGAAGCAAAUUUUUGAGAAAGUAGUGAGAGCUUCUGAAUUGGGUGACAAUGAUUUACUCAACUCCAUAUCGCUUUUACCACAGUGUGAUUUGACGCCUUCAGAAGUGAACGAAGAACUUGAUUUCGAGAAAAUGAUUUCCGAGUACUCCGAGAAGCGUCAGCUUGGGAUAGUAGACGAAGAUAUCGAUGGUAUUCAACUAAGCGAUAUAAUUCAAGCUGUCGAAGUUGAACGCGGCUUCGUCAAAAUGAGUAAAAAGACGAAAAGAAGAAACACUAAAACCAAGGCUAUCACAAAGCGUAAUGGCCAGUCUUCCAGUGAAAAAUCACAAAUAAAGAAACCUAGAUCUCGGUACGUACGCGGAUUCUUCAACGUAUUACGCAUUAUGCUUCUCGCCAUGUCGGAAGAAGGCGGUUUGUCUACGGACCAGCUUUGCGAAUUUGUACAUGUCUGGAAUUCUAGCACCCGUGUUCAACGAACCAACUCCCCCUGGAUAAAUAGAUGUCCAGAUUGGUCCCAAGUAGUCCGGCACGCCCUCUCCCUGCUCUCCGGUCGGUCCGGCCAUUCAACGCUUAGUCGUCUCAUGUCGAAAAGCAGUGCGUCUGCAGACCUCAUGCACCUCCUCCCUUCGGCCUUCGUCACGCUCGACUCCAACACCCACACCUGGUAUUGGGAGGGGAGCGGACUGGACGAUGAAAGUGAGACCGCCCUGCUUGCGCGUCUGUUCACGCUUUGGGCGCGGAAGGACGGGGGUCUGCGGGAGGCGAUGAGCCAGCUCAUGAUGGACGACGCUUCGAGCCAAACGACGCUGCGCAAUCGACGUCGGGCGGACGAUGCGGAGCGAGACGGCGUAGACGAGGAAGAAGACGAUGAUGGUUCCGAGAGCGAGGGAGAAAAGAACGGAAAGGCUGUCAACAUCGAUCGUGUUGCGCCGCCGUAUUUCUCAACUGAUUGGCAAUGCAAACUGUCUACCCCCGAACAGCGCCGCAUGUUUCAAAUUCAGGAGUCCGAGCGUUACUCUCGGCCGUGGUCGCCGUACGUGUACAACCAACACGGCUACGCGUCCGUCGUGGGUCCCGUGCGGACCCUCGGAGGGUCGCAGGUGAACGGCCGCAGCCGGGCCGCGAUGUCGGCGCGGGACCACCCGCUGCUGCGUCCCGACCGCCCGCCUUGGGUCAGCAUCUCGGAGAUUGUGCGCGACGCCGUCGCCAGGCUGCCCAAUGGCGAGGGCACACGUCCCGAGAUUGCAAUGCUCGUUCAGGACAGCGGCUACCUUGUGCCUCACUUCAAUCACAAACAGGGUUACCGUAACACGCAGACCCUAGGCAACUUCGCUGCCUUCUUGCUGAGGCCGGUAUGUUGGGGUCUCAGGAGUUUGAUGAAGCGAGGCACCGUUCAAGCCACAAAUCGGGCCCCUUUAAGUUCCCCACAGGGCGUGCGAGGAACGAACAGUGCCCAGGCAUUGUCUCGAGACACGGGGUUGAGUCAGUGUAUUAGCUCUGCUCUGGACAGACUACAAGGAGGCGGCGUCAACUCUCCGGUAAUGUAUGACCCCAUUCAACGACUUUGGAUCUAUCGUUAUCGCCAUCUCUCGCCACCCGAUUUCUGUGCGUCUCCCGUUUUGUUUUGUUUGGUUGCGCCCGCGACCAUAUUAAUUAGCGGUCUGUGGCGAUGUGUGCCGCAGGUCCUGUUGGUAGAGUUCUUCCCUUCAACCGGCCCCGACCAUCUCUACAAGGACCAAAUUGCAGCUCAACGCGAACGUUUUAGCCAAACAUAUCCCAAUGGCGUUGCUACCGGUGGUAACGCCCGCAAAGUACCCAAUCGUCCUCCUCCCAGCAACACUGGGGACGCCUUCGAUGAUCGGCACAUCCCUGAUAUUGAUGAGCUGACUCAGGAAAGCCAAUACCCGAUCGAUGAGAGGAGUAAGUGGUACGAGGAAGACGCAGACUACUGCUCAUCUGGAGGAGAGUUCAACUUGGACGAUGGCGAGGACCUGGAGGAUGGACGGGAUCGCGUUUCGCGUGGUCGCGGUGGUGCGGGGUCAACUUUCUUCUCACAGCCCCGUCGAAUGACACUACUUUAUAAACAUAAGCACCCGGGACCAUUGUGA